AAAUAAUUUAGAGGCGAGGUUUUAUUUGUGUCUUGACGUUUACCCCCUUUCAUUCGUGCGUUAUUUUCGUGAGGCUUCUGCACAGCAGAAACCUUUUAAUUAGAACGCUGAGAUUCAACGAAUUGGCCCGCGCCGUUUGGGUUUUUGUAGUCUGCGUCUCUCGGCCGUUCGGUUGAUAGCCGUUUUGUGAAAAACGGAGAUCUCUAGUGCACUUUGUAUUUAAGCGAGGGUUUUGUACUUUUGUGUUUCGCGGGAUGAAACCCUUGGUUUUCUUCUGCGGGAGAUGAACUCUCGCGUUACACGAGACAACAAUUUUGGGAGUCGGAGAGGCUUAGUUUUAGCUUCGGAUGGAGGGAGAAUUAUCCCAAAAAGUCAAAGUAGGAAGAAUGCAUACCUGUGGUGGAAGGAUUCACUGCAAACUACUGCCUUUCAUGGAAUCUUCCCAUGGAGUAUGAUGAAGGCGACUUUACUGACAAAGAUUGUCAACUAGCAGAGAAGGACGGUUUUCAGUCAAACACACAGGGCCAUCAGCAGGGGCUUCCACGAUUUGAUAUAGGUGAGCAUAUAGACGUGCAGUUGGGAUUUGAUAGUCUUGAGGAAAGUGUUCUACUUCAGGCUCAAAGCCAAAGGGAAGAAGCCUGGGGUUCACACUUUUCCAGGGAGGAGAAUGGUGUCCUUGGACUUGAGGCUGUUUCUCAGAAUAUAGAGUUCAGUUCAACAACAACAGAAACCUGCACCAUUUUAAGGCACAUUAAUGUUUGGUCCGAGGCUACAUCUACAGAGUCUGUUCAAAUGCUUUUGAAUUCUGUUGGAGAGGAGGAAGGAAAACUUGUCGAGGAAUCAAAGGCCCAAGAGUCAUUACCUUCAAACGUUGUGGCCGUUUUAGAUGCCCAGGCCGAAAAAUCAGCUGAUAUAGACCAGCGAGGUUUGAAAAGUUCAGCAAUGGAGGCUAGAUAUCACAAUCAAAAGAAUUCAACUUCUUCAGAACUUGCCUCAGAUAAUAUUCUAGAGCCAAGCCCUGCAUCCAGGCCUGAAGAUGAGGGAUAUAUUUCAAACAAAGAGGACACCUGUGAAAGAUUCCAGAUGUUGCAUACAGAAUGUGGACAGCAAAGAGCUAUAACAGCAUCUACACAACAAUUACAUGCCAAUUGUGAACAGACAGAAUUCCAGGUGACAUCAAGCCCAGUGUUGGCUGAAUGUAACGUAGAGAAGGCAGGAACGCAUGCAAUAGAGGUUACGAUGCAAGAUGAGCUACCAUCGGAGGACCAAGGACUGAUGUCAACUGUACCUGAUGAAACCAGAAACGACAGUACAAAGAAUAAUGCUACACUGGAGCAUACCGUGGAGGCCAAUCUGCAAGGAGGGACAAUAUUGUUGGUGGAACCUAAUGAAAGCAAUAACAUUCGAUGUUCUAUUCAGAAAUCACAAGAAUCUUUCAUAUCAUCAGAGGUUCAAGAAACCUCAAGUUCAUCUGAGAAACCAUUAUUGGAUAAAACUAUCAAGGGUCCUACAGAUAGUUUACAGGCCAAUGUUCCACUGGCAGCCCCAUUACAAGGAAUUGAAACAGCUAAUGAACAAGAUGGUGGGAAAAUGGAAGAAAGAAUAGAACAAAUGAAGGUUGACAGUACUCAGUACAAUACAGAGAAGCAUGUGGCAGGUGUUUCACUGGUAAGCCCAUUACAAGGAAUUGAAACAGCUAACGAACAGGAUGUUGUGGAUAUGCAAGAAACAAUAGUUCAAAUAGACCCAUUACAAGGAAUUGAAAAAGCUAAUGAACAGGAUGUUGUGGAUAUGCCAGCAACAGUAGAACAAGCAAAGGCUGACAGUACUCAGCACGAUACAGAGAAGCACAUGGCAGGUGUUUCACAUACGAAUGUUGUACUGGAGAAAGGUGAAAAUCAUGAUGGAGGGAAGCAUGUAAUUGAGGCCCCAAAUAAGGAUAUUUUACUGGCUUCCAAUAAUGAGAACUCCAAGUUUGAUGGUGAACAAGGAAAUGCUAGUGAGAAGUCAUUUGGAACUUCUAGUCUUUUGCAAGAGAAGGUUAUUGAUAAAGAUACUGUGGUGAAGGAUGAUGUAUUGGCCACAAGGCAAAUUAUGCCGGGUUUUUUUGAAGGUGAUAGCAAGCCAGAGGAACAUGCUCACGAUAAAUCAUCUCAUGAGCCAUCUUUUCAGAAAAGUGAAGAAAUAUCAGAUCCAAUGGAAGUCGAAAGCAUGCAUGAUCAAACACAGAAGUAUGUUUUAGGUUUUACCCCAGAGAAUACUGUAUUAGUAGAAGUACAAAGAAAUCAAGGUAUGUUAUUGCAGAAUGAUAAUGAGGAUGGUGGAGGGAAACAUGCGACUGAGGUUUCAAUUAAGCAUGAAGGUGAGCAAGGGAUUGCAGGUAGUGAUGAUUCAAUGGAAACACCUACAGGUAAUUCUCUGAAAACUGGGGAAACUGUAAUCACUCCACCUAAAGGGGAUAACCAUAAGGAGUCAAGACUAGUCAUCAGAAGCCUUGUUGCAAACUCUGUUUCAUCCCAGGAUGAUCAAAAUCAGAAGGUUUUAUCAACUCCUGCAGAGGAACUCUUGGAUGAUGGCACAGGUAGCUCUGCUGGAGAUGCAGCAGAGAAAUGCUUGUUGGAGGACAAAAAAUCUAUUAAUAUGCAUGAAUCUGGAAAUCAAGAGUCCAAGACUCCUGAACAAUGUCAUAUCUCUUCUUCUGAUAUUGGUAAGAACCAUGAAAAUGAAUGCAAGAGUAAAUCAGUAGAAUCCAUUAUAAUGGUUAGGGAAAAUGAAGCCAUGGACGAGGUUAUUGAUUUCUCUAAAAGAAAAAUUAUAGCUCCUGUUUUCCAUAGUGAUAUUGAGAGAGAUAAGCCGAUUGCUGGAGCUGUCUCUGUUCAAGUGCCUAAAAUAUUAACAUUGCCAACAGAGCAAGCCACAACUGGCAAAUGUAAGAAACCAUCACAAACACCUGAUAUGGAUUCUAAAGUAGAGGAUGAUCCUAUAGAGGAAGCUGAUCAAAAGGAGGAGUUUGAAAAGGGGGUUAAAGAAGUCAACAUGUUACAUGGUUUCAAAGCACAAGUUGAUCAAAACACAGAGAUGGUAUUAGAAGCCAACUGCUGUGCAUCUCAGAAUGACACUGUGAAGGAAUGUGAUGUCAAUUCUCUUGAGGCUGGUCAAAACCAAGAAAAUGAAAAGAAAAAUACGUCAACAGAAUCUGUAGUAUCAACUAUGGAAACUGAUUCCACUGGGGGGAAAGAGAUGACACUAAUUUCACUUACAGAUGUUGAAACAGUUAAACAUAAUUCUGAAGCUGUGCUUGUUCAAGAUACUAAAGAAACUAUAUUGCCUGCAGGGCAAGUUAUGAGUGACAUAAUUCAGGAGCCAGUACAGAUGACUGAUGCUUGCCAUUCACCAGUGGGUGUUAAAGAAGUUAACACAACACAUGAUUCAAAAGCUCAAGAGGACAGAGGCAAAGAGGCGUUAUUUUCUGAUAACCAGCAAAGCAUGCCCGCUGUGGCUUGCUCAGGUGAUAGCAGUCAUCAAACUCAUAAAGUUUCUCCAUCAGACAUUUCUGAAAGGGAAGAUCUUGAGAAAGCAGAGAAAGAUGAACAGCAUGUUCAAACAACUGGUUUUCCUUUGAAAGAAGCAGAGGAGUUUGAAAAAGAUAAGGAUGAGGCUAUGGAAGUCAGUUUAGAAGUUGGGAUUUCACUGGAACCAGAUAAUGAAUCUCCUGCAAGAGAGGAAGAUAGGAAAACUUCUGUAGACAAUAUUGACUUAGCUUCUUCAGGCAAAUGGUCUGUUAAUUCGAAGGUUGGAGGCAAUAAGGUGGAUAGGCUUGAGACUGCAGGUGAAGAUCCAGAAGGAUUGGCUGUAUAUAAGACAGAUGAUGCAUUCAAAUUUGAUGUUGGAAGAAAGGAUGCUACAUCUGGAGGGGAAAUUGUUUCUCCAGCUGAUUUUGGUACCUCUGAUAAGGUGCACAAGAAUGCUGAAUGCCAGAAAACUUUUCAAGCUACUCAAUCCAUAGAAGUGAGAAAGGACAAUGCAUCUGCUGUGUGUCAAUCUGAAGAAGUUCAAGCUGAAGCACGUCAGGAGAAUGCAAAUGAUAAUGUUAGGAGGAAUAUUACAAUCACUGUUACAGAUUCAGUUGUUGAGGAAGGCCAAGUUAAGGCUAAACAUUUGCAGAGUGACAAUAAAAUAGGUGAAGAAAAUGGCACUAAGGAGUUAGAGAAGACGUCUACGAUUCAUUACCAGAAAGCUGUGGAUGUUCAAGUUCCAAGCACAUCCAUUGCCAACAGCACACAAUCUACAUCUUCUAGUGCUAUGCAGACAUCAACUUUGCCAGAUUUGAAUGCAACAGUAGCACCAACAUCGGUGUUGUUUCAACAACCAUUCACAGAUUCGCAGCAAGUUCAAUUACGUGCGCAGAUUCUUGUAUAUGGAUCUCUCAUCCAAGGUGCACUACCAGAAGAGGCACUGAUGCUAACAGCUUUUGCUGAUAUUGGAGGAGCAUCUCAGAAUGAUGCUCCUCUAUCAGAUGGUGGUAGGAGUUUGUGGGAGAAUGCUUGGCACAGUGCUGCAGAUCGCAUUCAUCGGAAAACAUUAUCUCAUACAUCAGAGGCACCUAUUAAUGCUUCAGGAUCAGGCACACCAGCAACAGUAUCUAGCAAAAUUCUAGAAGGCAUGAAGACUCCUUCCAUAGUAAAUGUCACCGAUUCAAGGAACUCUCAUGUUCAGGGAUUAAGAUCAGCAGACUUGGCAGCUUCCAGAAGCCAUUCAGUGCAGACUAGAGUGACAGGGACCCCUAACAUAGGUAGGGCUGGGAGCAAGAAUGUACCCUCAGGAAUUAUGAGUCCACCUAGGCCUGUUACCUUGCCCUCAUCUGUGUGGGGUAUGUCAAGUCCAGUAAAUGAAGGGAUCAACAUUCCAAGGAGCAUGCAUGUUGAUCCUCACCAAAUGGCUGUAGCAAGGCAUCUCUAUCAAUCCCCACAGCUUGGACACUUCCCACCACCUGGAAAUACUAAUCCUUGGCUUUCUCCUCUGCACUUCCCUGGGCCAUGGUUGACCCCUCCUCAAGGGACACUGCCAGAGCCUGGCUUACCAUUUUCUAGCUUUUUGGUGCCAGAAGUAGCUCAAGAAACACUUAAUAAUAGGAGAACUCCAGCAUCAUCAUCUGCAACGCAUCCAUCAAUGACACAUGCAAUUCCACAUUUCCCAACCAUGGCUGUGGCUUCUACAGGUCAUGUUACCAAUGUGAAUAUGGAUACUUCAAAGGGGAUUGUGGGAAGUGGCAAACAGCCAAGUAGUGAACAAAAAUCGAGAAAGAGAAAGAAGAAGAGUGUGUCAGAGGAAAUUGCCCCAUCAGGUGGUUUGACCCCAUCUGGGCCAAAAGUGAAAUCUAUGACUGGUGUUUCUAAGCAUGCUCCUGGCUCUACUCCAGUAUCCUCCCAGGCCCCAUCAAUGGCAGUCACAACUAGUUCAAAUGCUCUCUAUGCACCAAGCACAAAUGUGCCGCCCGUUUCAAAUUAUCAGAUAAUAGCUAGAGGAGAAACGGGACAGAGAGUUAUAUUUUCAGAAGAAACAGCCAGUCGUAUAGAGCAGGCCAGAUUGAAUGCUGAAGAAGCUGCUUCUAGUGCAGCUUCUGCAGUUAGGCACAGCCAAGGCAUUUGGAGUCAGCUAGCUGUGCAAAAAAGUUCUGGAUUGGUAUCUGAGUGUGAAGCUAAGCUUGCAUCAGCAGCUGUGGCAGCAGCAGCAGCAGCAUCAGUUGCUAAAGCAGCAGCAGCAGCAGCAAAGGUUGCAUCUGAUGCUGCUGUACAAGCAAAACUUAUGGCAACUGAGGCACUUAAUUCUGAUGGCAAGACAGAUUCUGGCCAUUCCGCUGAAGCUAGAUUGCUUGAAGGGAGCCAGGGCCACUCUCGUUCAAUAAUUUCAGCUGCCAGGGAGACUGCCAAGAAGAGGGUUGAAGCUGCUUCAGCUGCUACAAAGCGUGCAGAAAAUCUCGAUGCAGUUGUACGAGCAGCUGAAUUGGCUGCACAAGCUGUGACACAAGCAGGAGCUGUUGUGGCAAUGGGUGAUCCUGUUCCAUUAUCUCUGAAUGCUUUAUUGGAAGCUGGCCCAGAGACUUAUUGGAAGCUUGUGACAGAACAGGCAGGUACUAAAAAAGAUGAUAAUGUUCAUAGUGAAACACCACCUCUUGAAGUUGUCAUGUCUGUUGAAAAAAAUAAUAAACAAUCAAAGUCAAAGAACAAGAGAGAUGCGCUUAAGAGUGAAACUGCAAGGAAUUCGGAAGGUGUCAAAAGUUCUUCAGCAGAUAUGUUAAAGCUGGUGGAGAAGGGUUGCAGACUGAUACCGACUGCCCCCCUUGAUAAUAUUUCAAUUGAAAAGGACACUGUAGGUCGAAAGGAGAAUCAGUUAAUGGGUACAACUCAGUCUUCUGUACUUAUUUCAGAUGCAGAGGGUGUUUCAAGAGAGGCAACAUCCGCUCCUGAAGCUGAGCAUAUUACCGAGACUUAUAAAAAAGCACUGGCUCUAAAAGCUAACGAAAUAAAGGAGGGUUCAUUUGUGGAGGUUGUCUCUGAUGAAGAGGGUCUCCGUGGAGUUUGGUUUGCAGCUAAAGUACUCAGCUUGAAGGAUGGGAAAGCUUUAGUCCUCUAUGAUGAGCUACUUUCAGAUGAGGGCCCUGGUCAGCUUCGAGAGUGGAUACCCCUUGAGGGAGAAAAUGGGAAACCACCUAGGAUUCGAAUGGCUCAUCCAAUGACUGUAAUGAAGUUUGAAGGCACAAGAAAACGACGCAGAGCAGCAAUGGGUAGCUAUGUUUGGUCUGUUGGAGAUCAUGUUGAUGCAUGGAUUCGUGAUGGGUGGUGGGAAGGCAUAAUUACAGAGAAAAAGGAUGAUGAUGAAAGCAAACUUACUGUACAUUUCCCAGGGGAAGGUGAUACAUCAAUAAUCAAAGUUUACAACCUCAGACCAUCAUUGGUUUGGGAGGAUGGUCAGUGGGUUGAGUGGACAUGUUUGAAGGCAGGGAAGGAGGGGGCACAUGAGGACGGACUUCCCUCUGAAAAACGACACAAGGUGGAUAAGCAAGACAAUGAUGGACAGACAAAAGGUAAAGACAAGUUGCAAAAGAUUCCUAAUUUGGAGGAAGCUAAGAAAAUGCAAGAGUUGAAUGCACUGAUGGCAUCUGGAAAAGACAAGUCUCUUACAAAUGUGAAGAACUCAUCUUUUGAUGGAAGUUUAGCAGGAAUCAGAGUGAAUCAAUUAGGGCUCCAAAAGGAAGGAUCCAAGGUAAUUUUUGGAGUCCCAAAGCCAACAAAGAAAAGAAAGUUCAUGGAUGUAAGCAAGCACUAUGUCGCUGACAAGAUGACAAGGAACUCCCCUGAUAUGAAAUAUUCAAGCAAGUUUGACAAGCAGAAGUUGCCUAUAUCUCAUAGUCAUAUAGGAUUUAAAGCUGCCAACAAGGUAGAUGAUAAAAAGUUGAAGAGGCCUGUGAUCUCUAAACCCAAGGAUUUUAAGUUUGGUAGAGGUCAUGAUGGACAAAGUAGGACAAAGUCAGAAAAGGAUAAUAAUUCUGCUGUCAAUCCUACAGUUACAAAGGAGACCCUGGGUCAGGAACUGGGUCAAUCUGCUGUACCUGCCACUGGCAUUGAUGGGAGUAAGGGAGGAAGACGGGUUGGACUUGGAGGAAGUACUCCUAGCACGAAGUCAGGUGAAGCCUCAAAUUCAUUUGUUUCAAAAGAACCUGUGACAUUUAGGCCUUCACCUUCUAACGGAGUGAAUGCUCCCUCUGCAACAGAUUCAGAGCAGGGAUCGAAGGGAAAACUGUCAUCUGCUUCAGAUAAUUCGUCUCUUAAUAUAGAAAAGGCUGCUUUGCGGCAGGAGAUAUCAAAAGACAAAAUUUCAGAAAAGUUAGCAAUAGAUACAAUGGAACCACGCAGAUCAAAUAGGAGAAUUCAACCAACAUCUAGGUUGCUGGAAGGAUUACAGACAUCACCAAUCAGUCUGAAGAGUUCCCACAUGGGCUUUUCUCACGAAAAGGGAGGGAAAGCUCAGUCAAAGAUUUCUAGUUCAAUACCAAAAGGGAAUAUAAAUGGUUGAUGGUGGGAGAAGUCUAUGGAUCUCACUCCACCACACGUACAUCUACUUACGCAGGCAGGCUUGUUUUCAAGAAAGUGAUGCUGCAGUGUAUGUUUAAGGAGGUGUUAAACAGUUAGUUUUUGACAUCGACAAGUAUCAAUCUGCAAGCAUUGUUCUCUAUCACAGUUGUAACAUAAAAGAUUGCAUAAUUCUUAGUUCUCUUUCUCCACCUGUGUCAAAGAUUUGGAAAUGCCGAAGGGGAUGAAUUUCUGUUUUUAACACUCAAUUUACUUGAUAUUUUCGUGCAUCUCUUCAUUCACGGGGUUUGUGGGCUUGGGGCUUAUGUAUGGCAUUGCCCUCUGGUUAUAGUGUAGCCUAGCAAAAUUUGAGGACAUAUAUGCCACUUUUUGCUAAUUGGAUGGCUAUUAGUGCACAUUUUCAUCCCCUCUAAGGAUUCCUUAGAAGCCUAAUGUAAAAAAUGAAUAGACGUGUCUAAUUUUAUGGUGCUCCUGAGAAUUGAUAUAGCUACUCUUUUUCCUUGCGAGGCUUUAAGAGGAUUUAGAACUAGGUUAUGGUUAUAUUUAAACAUAGUCAGUUGGCAACACCAAAGCUGCGAUCUGAAAAGAUCUCAUUGUAUCUUUUCCAAUGAAUGUAAUAUUGUAAAGUGCAUUUAUCCAGGUUCAUAAAAUCCUUUCUAGUUGAUUA
Molecule: messenger RNA, 8757 nt
Organism: Cryptomeria japonica (Japanese cedar)
Lineage: Eukaryota; Viridiplantae; Streptophyta; Pinopsida; Cupressales; Cupressaceae
Exons: 14
Coding region: 445-8073 (2542 amino acids)
Source: RefSeq, a predicted model, not a curated record